CAUGUAUCAUAUAUUAUAUAAAAUAAAUGAUAUUUAACCUAUUGCAUGAAAGAAAUUUCUGAAAUAAAUCUAAAUCUUAUAAAUUAUAUGUUGAUUUAAAAGAUAUUAAAAGUAGAACAGCUAUGAAUUCGACAGAAAAAUAUAAAGAUUUAUUACCUAUAAGCAGUGUUUAUAAUGAAGAUGGUACUGUAUUUAAAUCUCAAUUUGUUGGACUUGAUGAUAAACCUUACAAUACAAAAUGUGUUUUGUGCGAUGAAAAAUUCGUUCUUCCUAAAAAUGAAAAACAAUUGUUGUCUCAUUUAUUUGAAAAACAUCGUCUUGUAAUAGGAGAUGUUUGGAAUAUUGCUAGUUUAAAAAGCUAUAUACAUUAUUGGAGUGUGAAAUUUAAGGAAGAGCCUUUAACUAAAUUCUGUACAACAAUGUUAAUGGAUUGCACUCCUGCUGGAGAACCAAGUAAAAAUGAAAAAUAUUAUUUACUUUCUGAUUGUAUUUCAGAAGAUAAAACUUUAAGAGAUGAAAUACAUCAAGCUAAACUGGAAUGGGUUUUAUCAGAACAAGCAAGAGAAAGGAAAGAUACGAACUUUAAUCGUGGUUGCAUGUUUUGUAGAACAGAAUUUUCAGGUUUACGUAUUACGUAUAUAAAGCACUUAGCCCAAAAACAUAAUUUAUACCUUGGGAAACCAGAUAAUUUGGUAUUCAUAGAUGAAUUUUUAGAUAAAAUUCAAACAGCUAUUGAAAAUUUGAUAUGCAUAUAUUGUGAAAAAUUGUUUAAAGAUCGUACAGCUUUAAAGGAACAUAUGCGUAAGAAGCUACACAAAAGGAUAAAUCCAAAUAAUAAAGAGUAUGAUAAAUUUUAUAUAAAUAAUUACUUGGAACCUGGAAAAUCAUGGAGACAUAAACAGAAUACUUGCACUGAAAAUGAUGUGGUAGGAGAUCAAAGCAGUGAAAAUGAGGAUGAAGAUACCUGGUCAGAUUGGAAUGAUGAAGGCAUUGGAAUAUCUUGUUUGUUCUGUACUUACAGUGAUAAGCAUUUCCAUCUUAUUCUUACACAUAUGAAAGCAGAACAUGAUUUUGAUUUUAAAAUUGCAUCAAAAGAUUUAACAUUUUAUCAAAAAGUAAAAGUAGUUAAUUAUGUCAGAAGACAAAUUUAUCUAAAACAAUGUGUCUUUUGUGAAAUGAAAGUGGAUACUGUUUUGGAACACAUGAAGGAAGAAAAUCAUUUUAAGAUACCUUCAGAAAAAGUGUGGGAUCAACCAGAGUAUUAUUUUCCUAUGAAUGAAAAUGAAUCCUUUUUAUAUAAUUUGGAUACAAGUAGUACUAGUGAUGAAGAAAGUGAUAUUGAAAAUGCUACAGAGGCAAUGUAUGAAACACUUAAAUAAUAAAGACUUUCUGAAAAAUAUAAAAA
Messenger RNA from Bombus terrestris (buff-tailed bumblebee), 1405 nucleotides. Its product is annotated as zinc finger protein 277. Bases 123 to 1379 code for a protein of 418 amino acids. The record is from RefSeq and is a predicted model, not a curated record. The transcript is spliced from 8 exons. Lineage: Eukaryota; Metazoa; Arthropoda; Insecta; Hymenoptera; Apidae.